This is a messenger RNA of Symbiodinium sp. CCMP2456, 846 nucleotides long. The record is from the annotation of a GenBank genome assembly. NCBI's taxonomy places the organism in Eukaryota, Dinophyceae, Suessiales, Symbiodiniaceae.
AUGCCCAAGGAAGUCGAGGGAGAGAAUGCGGCAGCGACCGAUGCGGACCUGACGCUUCAGUCGCUCUUCCGAGUGGACAACAAAGUGGUUCUGGUUACAGGUGGCGGAUCUGGCAUCGGUGCCAUGAUUGCCUCUGGAUUCGUGCAGAAUGGCUGCCGCGUGUACAUUGCCUCCCGGAAGGAUACUUCAAAGUAUGCUGCCGAACUGACUUCCAAAGGACCAGGUUGCUGCACAGCUCUCACCUGCGAUAUCAGCAAAUACGAUCAACAAAAGAUCUUGAUCGAUUCCAUUCAAAAAGCUGAGGGGAAGCUGCACAUCUUGGUCAACAACAGCGGGACAAACUUCAAUGCACCCCUGGGAAAGUACAGCCCAGAGAUGUUCGAAAAGGUUAUGCAGUUGAACACCAAUGCCGUGUUUGCUUUGACACAGUUGGCUGUGCCCUUGAUGGAGUCCUCAACUUCAAGGGAUGAUCCUGGCAGAAUAGUCCACAUCUCUUCCGUGAACGGCCUGCAGACUCCGCUGAUCGACACUUUUGCGUACAGCUCCAGCAAAGCUGCUGUGGUCAUGCUCUCCAAGCACCUUGCGGGAGCUUUGGGUCCACGACACAUCACGUCCAACUGCAUUUGCCCUGGGCCCUUCAUGUCGCGGAUGAUGCGAGGGACCAUCCAGGCUGUCGGUGAGGACGGCAUCGCUGGCAGCACAGCUCUUUCCCGGUUAGGGUUGCCUUCCGACAUUGCAGGUGCCUGCCUUUUCCUUUGCAGCCGCGCUGGCUCUUUCGUCACGGGCACCGAGUUCGCCCUUGAUGGCGGUUCGCUGGUUAGUCGUGCUCCGAAGAGCAGCUACUGA